AUGGCCGACCAUCACGGCUCUACUACUCCUCCACCGCCCACCCGCAUCCGCACUCCGCCAACUCCUCGUCUCGGAUACCAGGACAACUGGGAGCCUUUUACUCCUCGCAAAUCCGCACGAAUUUCAUCACGACGAACAAGAUCACCAUCGCCCGGCGCAUCACAUCGUCAAAUUCAAUCACCCCAUACUGCCAAAAAAUCAAGCAAGCAUUUGAGCGCUGCCAUCGCUUCUCCUUUGCCGCAUAAGAAGCGCAUGCCUGCUAGUGAUUUCGUUCGCCGCGCAACAGAAAAUAUGCAGGCGGAAGCUUCUCGUGAUGGUGCGAGCCGUCGCACUCAUGAGCGAUCUACCUCUUCCGUUGCUGGGGCCGCUGGCAUGCUCCCUACACCAUCAAAGACUCCUCAAAAACCACCCACAGAAAAGAAAACCGCACACAUCAAAUCAGUCGCCCGCAACCUUUUCAGUUCUGAUGCCGAUGAAGCGACUUUGACUCCCAGGAAACGAGCUCCUAAGAAAUACACCGGCAUCUCGAUGGAGAGCUUUUCCGUGGAAGAGGUUGAGGAGCCUAUUGAGAUCUUCACUGAUACCCGGGAUCGAGUACCUGUUCGCGAUGAGAGCCAAGAGAACCCUUUCCUUACAUCGGAAAACCCAUUCUUCAGCGAUGCACCGCGACCCGAGACUACUAAACGCCACGACAAGCGUAAGGUCAAGGUUCCUGGAGAAGGCAUCAAGACUGUCGAUGAUCUUGCUGAUCGCAAGGAUGGCAUGGUGUACACAUUCCGUGGAAAGAGAUUCUUCCGCAAGUGGUCGGAGCAAGAGAUGGAUGAUUGGGAUGAGCGUCAAGCCGCAGAAGAGGAUCCUGAGGCUCAUCUCAAUCGCCCAUUGACUCGAAGUUCUAUCAAACCUCGUCUUUUGUUCCACAACGAUAGGACGGAUGAGCAGAUUGAGGAAGAGGAGGCUGUGACUGACGUCGAGGAGAAUGAUGAGGAGCUACAUGCCCCAGAAACUCCAUCUGCGUCUAAGCCAGAACGCGCUCGCACUCCUGAAGCACCCAGGUUUGCUCCCGCUUCACCGCCGUCUACUCGACGAGUCACUCGAUCCGCCAACAAAUUGCCCGACGAAGGUACUCCUGUCAAGCCGCCUGGAAAGCGAAGCCCGUUCGAUUCUUGGCGACGAACCAAGGAAGGUGUCGUUAAAUCACCAUCGCGCAAACGCUCCGCAGAGAGCGCCGACACUAGGGAGUCGAAGCAUCGUAAGGACCCUGUGACACCGUCUCUAUACGUCGAGAUGCAUAUCCUCGUCACUAAUGACGAUGGGCCGCCAUCACCACACUCCUCUCCCUACGUUCACUGUCUCAUUCAACAGCUCCAACAAGCCGGCCACACCGUCUCAGUCUGCUUGCCUCAUACCCAGAGAUCAUGGAUCGGCAAGGCACAUAUGAUUGGGCAGACUCUCAAGCCUCUGUACUACCGCCCUUCAAAAGUUAUCCACGGUGAGGACUCUCCGGGCACUACCCAUCAUCGACCCUCCCCCUCAGGAGAUGUCGAGGAAUGGAUUUUGAUUGAUGGAACGCCGGCUUCCUGCGUUCAGAUUGGUCUUCAUCAUUUUUUCCAAGACCGAGGCCCUAUCGACCUUGUUGUUAGUGGGCCUAACUACGGCAGAAACACCACAGCAGUCUUUGCCCUUAGCUCGGGGACGCUGGGUGCUGCUCUAGAGGCCGCUGUCUGCCAGAAGAAAUCCAUUGCUCUGAGCUUCGCCUUCUUCACUCGAAACCAUGAUCCAGUUAUCAUCGAGGCAGCUUGCCGGCGCAGCGUUAAGGUCAUCGAAACACUUUACAAUCAAUGGCCUACAGAUGGCAGUGCAGACCUCUACAGCGUUAAUGUGCCCUUGGUAGAGGGACUGGAGAACAACAAAGCUAUAUGGACCAACGUUUUGCAGAACUACUGGAGAGAAGGCGGCUGCUUCCAGGAGAUCGAAGGUGAGGCAGGAGACGAGAACGAAGAAGAGGAGAGGAUACGUGAGGGUGUCGGGGGUGAGGUUGAUGAUGCGGCCCGGCCUAGCUCACGAAAAGGGCACACCCAUAAGCACUUCAAGUGGGCGCCAAAGUUCACUGAUGUUUACAAGAGUGUGGAAGAGUCGAGCCCUGGCAACGACGGAUGGACUGUAAAGGAGGGAUUGACAAGCAUCACACCUCUCAAGGCAAACUUCAUGCAUGGUCCUGGAGAAUGGAACCAGCAGGAACUCAAACUGGACUCAGGUUCAGAGGCAAACCAAAUCAAGCCAGAGGUGGCAUUGAGGCAAAAGAGCCUCGCAAUCCAAGCUGUCAUCUCCUACGAAGACUCUUACGUACAACCACUCAUUCUCUCCGCCCUCAACUCACUGUUCCCUGAAGGCAUAUUCAAUGUGAUCACUGAAGUACCGGAGUCUGAGGAGCCAGCUCUUGCGAAAAUCGUCCCCUCAGAAGGAAAUAUUUUACAGAUAGUGGCGUACGAGGCCAUCGAUUUUGAGUAUGCCGCUAGCCAUGAGCGUACGACUCUUGUCAAUAGCUAUAUGAUCCGAAAGGCUCUGAUCCGAAAACACUUUCUGUCCACCACCGUCGAUCACUGGGUCGCAAAGCACCCCGAGUCUGCCUUGGGAUCUCACGUCAAGCGCAGUGAAGCAUUCGAAGUCGACUUCGCCGAGUUUCUAGACGAUGCUCUCGUGGAAGCCUUUGAUCUCCGAGAGAGUAUGGAACGCAACGAACAACAGCCUAAUCCUAAGGAUAAGGAGUGGUGGAUCUUGAAGCCAGGAAUGAGUGAUCGAGGCCAAGGUAUCCGGCUCUUCAGCUCCAUGGAUGAGCUUCAGAACAUCUUUGACAUCUGGGAGGAGGACCAGCCUGACACAGAUGACGAAGAGGAGGAUGUUGCUGGGCAGGAUGAUGGCGACAACAUUAUGACCUCGCAUCUGCGACACUUUGUUGCGCAGCCGUAUAUUCACCCGCCCCUUCUUGUCGACGAUGAGAAGCGCAAGUUCCACAUUCGCACCUACGUGAUGUGCACAGGAAGCCUCGAUGUCUGGGUCUACAAGCACAUGCUGGCACUCUUUGCUGGAAAGCCCUAUGCUGCGCCGGCAGAUGCACCGGAGGAUAUCGAGUCUUUCCUUACAAAUACAUGUCUUCAAGAUUCACCGAACGAAAACACUGUGCGCCGUUUCUGGGACUUGCCCCUGUCAGGCGAUAUGCGCGAUGAUAUUUUCCACCAGAUUUGCGAGGUAACUGGAGAGAUCUUCGAGGCUGCAGCAAAGGCUAUGCCUAUCCACUUCCAGGCGCUGCCCAAUGCCUUCGAAGUGUAUGGCCUAGAUUUUCUUGUGGAUGCCCAAGGAACUGCUUGGCUGCUUGAGAUUAAUGCUUUCCCCGACUUUAAGCAGACUGGGGGCGACUUGAAGGAGAUUGUGUCUGGGUUCUGGAAGGGCGUGCUGAGACAUGGAGUUGCACCCUUCUUUGGAGUUGAGAAUUCGAUCAAGGACCAAGAGGGUGCCGAGGACAUGGUCCCUGUCCGUAAGGUGGAUUUGGGACGACGAUAA
Molecule: messenger RNA, 3558 nt
Organism: Fusarium verticillioides 7600
Lineage: Eukaryota; Fungi; Ascomycota; Sordariomycetes; Hypocreales; Nectriaceae
Exons: 5
Coding region: 1-3558 (1185 amino acids)
Biological process (GO): protein modification process
Cellular component (GO): P-body
Molecular function (GO): hydrolase activity
Source: RefSeq, a predicted model, not a curated record